Molecule: messenger RNA, 1108 nt
Organism: Salmo salar (Atlantic salmon)
Lineage: Eukaryota; Metazoa; Chordata; Actinopteri; Salmoniformes; Salmonidae
Gene: hoxa13b
Product: homeo box A13b
Biological process (GO): regulation of DNA-templated transcription
Molecular function (GO): DNA binding; DNA-binding transcription factor activity, RNA polymerase II-specific
Source: RefSeq, marked provisional
UCGGUUACUCUCCCAGAUUCCGUAUCUCUUUUUUCAGUCGUGGGGAUUUUUUAAAAAGAGCAGGUUGUCUCGAUGUAGGGCAUGCUAUGACAGCGUCAUUACUUCUCCAUUCGCGCUGGAUUGACCCAGUCAUGUUUCUGUAUGAUAACGGUUUGGAUGAGAUAAAUAAAAACAUGGAGGGGUUCACAGGAGGCAAUUUUGCAGCAAAUCAGUGCAGGAAUUUGUUGGCGCAUCCGACGUCCCUGGCUCCAAGCACUACCUACACGUCGAGCGAGGUGCCAGUACCUGGCAUGGGCGAAGCUGUCAAACAAUGCAGCCCCUGUUCCGCAGCCCAAAGUUCAUCAAAUGCGUCCUUGCCGUAUGGAUAUUUUGGCAGCAGCUACUACCCGUGUAGGAUGUCACACGGCAGCGUCAAGUCCUGCGCGCAACCCUCCUCUGCCUAUGGGGACAAAUACAUGAACACAUCCGUUUCAGGAGAGGAGUUCCCAGGGUCCAGGGCGAAGGAAUUCGCUUUCUACCAAGGCUACUCCUCCAGCCCUUACCAACCUGUCUCCAGCUAUCUGGACGUCCCAGUGGUACCCACCCUCAGCGGACCCACCGAGCCCAGGCAUGAGCCUCUUCUGCCAGUGGAGCCUUAUCAGCCAUGGGCUAUCACCAACGGAUGGAAUGGGCCGGUUUACUGCGCUAAGGACCAGCCACAGUCAAACCAUCUAUGGAAGUCAUCCAUUCAAGACACUGUAUCUGGAGGGGAUGGCAGCUCUAUUCGACGUGGGAGGAAGAAGCGCGUGCCAUACACCAAGGUACAGCUGAAAGAACUGGAAAGGGAGUAUGCCGCCAAUAAAUUUAUCACAAAGGACAAACGACGAAGGAUAUCUGAUCAGUCAAACCUGACAGAGCGACAAGUGACUAUCUGGUUUCAGAACAGGCGAGUAAAAGAGAAGAAGGUUGUCAACAAAUUUAAGAGUCCCAGUUAGCUGUAUAUGGAACUACUGAAACAAAAAGACAGAAAAAGAAGAGACUUGAAGGUUGUUCAAUGAAAAUGAACUAUAUUAUAAUUUAUUACACAAUAUAAGGCGUCUCCUUCUCGCUCGCCAUGGGUUGGCUCUGU